Messenger RNA from Triticum turgidum subsp. durum (durum wheat), 2085 nucleotides. NCBI's taxonomy places the organism in Eukaryota, Viridiplantae, Streptophyta, Magnoliopsida, Poales, Poaceae. The record is from the annotation of a GenBank genome assembly.
AUGGCAGCCGUUCUAGCAUCUCUGCUUGGAUCAUGUGCCAAUAAGUUGAAAGAUAUCAUUAUUGAUGAGGCCAUACUAAUCUUAGGGGUGGAAAAGGAGCUCGCAGAAGUGCUGCGACGAGUAGAACUAAUACAGUGUUGCAUAUAUGAUGCUGAGAAAAGGAGGACAAAAGAGCAAGCAGUAAACAAUUGGCUUGGUCAACUGAGAGAUGUUAUAUAUGAUGUUGAUGAAAUCUUGGAUGUGGCUAGAUGUAAAGGAAGCAAGCUACUUGCUGACCACCCUUCACCAUCAUCAGGCAAAUCAGUUGCAUGUAAAGGCCUUUCAGUUUCCUCUUGUUUUUGCAACAUAGUGCCAUGCCGUGAUGUUGCUGUUCGGAUUAGAAGCCUGAACAAAAAGAUUGAGAGCAUUGCAAAUGACAAGAUAUUUUUGACUUUCAACAGUGGUACACAACCUACUCGAAAUGGUCCAACAUCCAAACUGAUAAGAAGUUCCAAUCUUGUUGAGCCCAACCUUGUGGGGAAGGAGAUCAUACAUUCUAGCAGGAAGUUGGUGGACUUAGUGCUUGCACACAAGGAAUACAAGUCUUACAAGCUCGGUAUCGUUGGAACUGGAGGAGUUGGUAAGACAACACUAGCUCAAAAUAUAUACAAUGAUCUGAAAAUAAAAGGAAGCUUCAAGAUGCAUGCAUGGAUUUCUGUUUCGCAAGACUACACUGAAGUAACUCUUUUGAAAGAGGUCCUCCGGAAUAUUGGUGUGCAUAGUGAGCAAGGUGAAAGCAUAACAGAACUUCAGAGAAAGCUUAGAGAAACAAUUAAAGGUGAGAGUUUCUUUACCGUUCUGGAUGAUGUGUGGCAUUCCAAUGUAUGGACAGACUUACUAAGACCUGCGUUUCCUGAAACAACUGCGGGAAUAAUAUUAGUAACCACACGAGAUGAUCAAAUUACAAAGAGAAUAGGUGUAGACCAUACCCAUCCAGUUGAUCUCAUGGCAGUAGAGGUGGGAUGGGAGCUACUUUGGAAGAGCAUGAACAUCAAGGAAGAAAAGGAAGUGCAUAAUUUAAGAAAAACAGGGAUUGAGAUUGUUCAUAAAUGUGGUCGCCUCCCUCUUGCAAUCAAGGUUACCGCUAGUGCUUUGUCAAGUAGAGAACUAACAGAGAAUGAGUGGAAAAGGUAUUUGGGUAGAUUUAUUGGCUCUCAGAGCAUCCUCUUGGAUGAAAUAGAAGAAGCUUUGUAUCUAAGCUAUGAUGAGUUACCACAUCGUUUGAAGCAGUGUUUCCUUUAUUGUGCUUUGUAUGUUGAAGAUUCUGUCAUUGAACGUGAUGAAGUUACUUGGUUGUGGAUUGCUGAAGGCUUCAUCGAGGAGCAGCAAGGUCAACUAAUAGAAGACAUAGCAGAAGAGUACUAUUAUGAGCUAAUUCAUCGAAAUCUCCUCGAGCCAGAAAUGAUAAGUUUUGACCAAGCUAAAUGCAGAAUGCAUGACCUCUUAAGACAACUUGCUUGUAAUAUAUCAAGAGAAGAAUGUUUUAUUGGAGAUGUUGAAACAUUAAGGGGUGGAAAUAUGUCAAAAAUUAGACGUGUUACUGCUGUCAGUAAGAAGGAUAUGUUAGUGUUACCUAGAGUGGAUAAGGUGGAUGUUAAGGUGAGGACUUUCCUAACUGUUAAGGGUCCAUGGAGAAUUGAGGAUACAUUGUUCAAGAGAUUUCUGCUUCUUCGUGUUUUGGUACUGAAUUACACAUUUGUACAAAGCAUUCCAGGCUAUAUAGGAAAAUUGAUACAUCUACGUCUACUUAAUCUGGAUUAUACUAGCAUAUCUUGUCUUCCGAAAUCCAUUGGCUCCCUAAAGAACCUUCAAGUACUGAGCUUGAGAUGGUGUGAUUAUCUGCACAGUCUUCCUUUGGCAAUGACGUUGUUGUGCAGUUUAAGAUGCCUUGAUCUUUUUGGCACAGAAAUAAAUCAGGUUCCAAAAGGCAUGGGGAAACUGAAGCUCCUCACUUAUUUGGAGAUUAUCCUGUUGGUGAUGGAAGUGAUAAUGCUGUUAUACAAGAUGGAUGGAAGUUGGAAGAGUUGUCUCCUUUGUCGCAUAUGA